Molecule: messenger RNA, 855 nt
Organism: Scomber japonicus (chub mackerel)
Lineage: Eukaryota; Metazoa; Chordata; Actinopteri; Scombriformes; Scombridae
Gene: lipib
Product: lipase, member Ib
Molecular function (GO): lipase activity
Source: RefSeq, a predicted model, not a curated record
AUGAGUUUAGCGCCCCCUGCAGGUGGAACAGGUUUGGACCCAGCAGGACCGAUGUUCACCAGCUCGAUGGCAGACGAGAGGUUGGACCCAUCGGACGCCAUGUUUGUCGACGUUCUUCACACCGACAUGAACUCGUUCGGACUCAGAGGAGCUCACGGUCACAUUGACUUCUACGCUAACGGAGGAGCCGACCAACCAGGAUGCCCCAAAACCAUCUUCUCAGGGAAGUCUUAUUUCGUGUGUGACCACCAGCGCUCGGUCUUCCUGUUCCUGUGCUCUCUGAACCGGACCUGCAGCCUCACCGGUUAUCCCUGCUCCUCCUACAGCGACUUCCUGGACGGGAAGUGUCUGCAGUGCGAGGCCUUUAAACCCGCUUCCUGUCCUGUGCUCGGUUAUGACGUCAGCAAAUGGAAAGAGACUCUGCUGCAGAUGGGACAAACCAAAGUGUUCUUCAGCACCACGUCCGUGCUGCCGUACAGGAAGCUGAGCUACAGAGUGGACAUGGUGACGUGGAACCAGUAUCUCCGCUGGGGGGUCGUCUACAUCCGGCUGCACAGCGGCAGAACUUACACGGAGGCUCGGAUAGACCAUAAGCUGCUCCGGUUCGAGCAGUACACGUCCACUCGCCUGCUCGCUCAGUUCGACGACGAUCUGCAGCCGAUCCAGAAGAUCUCUCUCCGCAUCAACACCGGCAACGUGAUCGGCCCCAGAUACAAAAUCAGACUCCUGAGGAUCCGCUUCACGCCGCUGGAUCGUCCCGAGAGGCCUCUGAUGUGCCGUUUCGACAUCAAGGAGGAGAACAUGGAGGUGGCGUUUCGGCCUUUACCCUGCAACUCUCCGCCUCUAACUCUCUGA